GUUUACAAAAGACACUGCCAGGUUCAAGGAUGAAUUAGAUAUUAUGAAGUUCAUUUGCAAAGAUUUUUGGACAACUGUAUUCAGAAAACAAAUAGAUAACCUAAGGACUAAUCAUCAGGGUAUUUAUGUUCUUCAGGACAAUAAAUUUCGUCUCUUGACACAAAUGUCUGCAGGAAAGCAGUACUUAGAACAUGCGCCAAAGUAUUUAGCAUUUACCUGUGGACUAAUCAGAGGAGGCCUAUCGAAUUUGGGAAUAAAGAGUAUUGUAACAGCUGAAGUUUCAUCAAUGCCUGCAUGUAAAUUUCAGGUGAUGAUACAGAAGAUGUAGAGCACAUUCACAUCUGGGUGUCUACCUUGAAAAUCCUUUGCAGGUGGAUUUGGUAUCUUGGUUCAGCAUUGUAUGUAGCUUGUAAAUUAUAGCAGUGUGCAGCACAAUUCCAAAAUAUAUAAUAAACGUUCA
This is a messenger RNA of Nestor notabilis (Kea), 460 nucleotides long. It is a transcript of the gene TRAPPC6B, whose product is annotated as trafficking protein particle complex 6B. NCBI's taxonomy places the organism in Eukaryota, Metazoa, Chordata, Aves, Psittaciformes, Psittacidae. The transcript has 4 exons. Gene Ontology annotation, cellular component: TRAPP complex; trans-Golgi network; cis-Golgi network. The record is from RefSeq and is a predicted model, not a curated record. Gene Ontology annotation, biological process: regulation of GTPase activity; endoplasmic reticulum to Golgi vesicle-mediated transport. The annotation marks the transcript as partial.